GUAUAUAAGCCAUCCCAAAACUCCACUCCAACACGGAACAGCUCAGUCUCAAGUUUGCAAGCAACUCCGUCACAAGCUUUUCACAAAGGCAAAUUUGAUCCAUCAGAUACCUCAAACAUGGAGCUGUCCAUCUUUGUGAUGUUCAUUUCGAGUGUUAUCGCUACGGUCCCAGCUACUUCGGUUCUCUUGGAUGCUGGCCUGGAAGAAUUGCCUACAAUUGCACAGUCGAAGAAUUGGGUUGAUGAGGGCUAUGUUACCGGCAUAAAAAACCAGAAAAGAUGUGCCGCUUGCUGGGCCUUUACUGCAGUUGCCACAGUGGAAGGACAAGUAUACAAUAAUACAAACAAUCUUAUUGAACUCAGUGAGCAAAAUCUUGUUGACUGUGCCGUUAGUUAUCGAGGACGUGGAUGCUCUGGAGGAUGGGUGUACAGAGCAUAUAAUUACAUACGCGAUACAGGAAUUGAAAGUAGUAUUUCAUAUCCAUAUCAGGCAAAGCAAACGAAUUGCAGUCUUAACUCAUCAUCACCUGUCAGCCAAAUCUCUGACUACCGGAGAUUGAGGAACACAGAUGAGACAACAUUAAUGCAGUUGGUGGAAAGUCAUGGGCCUAUUUCUGUUGCUGUUCACAUGUCACGCAAAUUCUCGCAAUAUAAAGGCACAGAUAUCUUUGAUGAUCCUGCUUGUAACAAAACUGUAAAUCAUGCAGUGACAGUGGUUGGUUAUAUGAAUUCAUCUACUGAAAAAUAUUGGAUCAUUAAGAACAGCUGGGGAGAAACUUGGGGUGAUAACGGCUUCAUGAAGAUGAUCAUGGGCAAGAACAUGUGUAAAAUAACAUCCAUCGUCGACUACCCAAUAUAUUAAGUAUAUGCCGAUUUGAAUGAUAAAUCUGGCUCUCUAAAGAAAUAGAAUCUGACAGCUAUUAUAGAAUUGUGUGUAUUGCUCAAGUAGAAUUACAGGCUAAACUCUUCAGCAAGUGGGUGUUAAAACUUGGUGAUUGUACCUCAAGAAAAUUAAAUUCCUCAAGUCUCAACUCUUACAGCAAGAACCAAUGAUUGGUGUAUUUUAACGUGUUGUUGGGAAGUAUUUCCUGCUCUGUGAAUGUUUGGUUAUCAAAAUCCUUUACUUUUGGUGUAUUCAUCCAAUUAUAUUGCAUGCAAAUAAAAAGAAGUAAAAA
Amblyraja radiata (thorny skate) is the source of this 1174-nucleotide messenger RNA. Its product is annotated as cathepsin L1-like. Lineage: Eukaryota; Metazoa; Chordata; Chondrichthyes; Rajiformes; Rajidae. The transcript is spliced from 7 exons. Bases 118 to 861 code for a protein of 247 amino acids. Gene Ontology annotation, biological process: proteolysis. The record is from RefSeq and is a predicted model, not a curated record. Gene Ontology annotation, molecular function: cysteine-type peptidase activity.